Messenger RNA from Pipra filicauda (Wire-tailed manakin), 2600 nucleotides. It is a transcript of the gene NOL9, whose product is annotated as nucleolar protein 9. The coding region runs from base 962 to 2407 and encodes 481 amino acids. Gene Ontology annotation, molecular function: polynucleotide 5'-hydroxyl-kinase activity. Lineage: Eukaryota; Metazoa; Chordata; Aves; Passeriformes; Pipridae. The transcript is spliced from 11 exons. The record is from RefSeq and is a predicted model, not a curated record. Gene Ontology annotation, biological process: cleavage in ITS2 between 5.8S rRNA and LSU-rRNA of tricistronic rRNA transcript (SSU-rRNA, 5.8S rRNA, LSU-rRNA). Gene Ontology annotation, cellular component: nucleus.
GCGUGUACGCCUGUAUGGCCAUUUGGAAGUGCUCGGCCGUGUUCUGCUGCGGCCGCAGCAGGAUGACGAAGGCCCGCGGCACGAAGUACCCGCCCAGCAGCGCCCCGAGCGUGCCCAGCGCCCCGAGCACCUUCGCCGCCGCCUCGGCCCGGCCGCGCAGCGCGCCCUGCGAGCAGAGCACGGCGGCCGAGAAGCCCAGGUGCAGCAGCAGGCUCACUGUCAGGCCCUUGGCCUCGUUGUAGCCGGCGGGCAGGUCCGUGCCCGCGUAGCUGAGCGCGAAGCAGCCCACGCUGAGCAGCACCGUGUAGGCGGUGGCUGCGCCGGCCGCGGCGCUCUGGGCGCACUCCAGCAUCACCCGGUCGGGCUGCGCGCCGUAGUCCCGGAGCGGCACCGAGGGGCCGGUGACCUCGGCGGCCAAGCACAGCAUGGCCUGCGCCGCCGUGCUGCCGGCCACAAACAGCAGCGGGCCCUGGCGCCGCAGCCAGGCCUCGUAGAGCGCUGGGCAGCGCGCGUUCAGCUUGAAGAUGCAGAGGAUCUGGAAGGAGCGGGUCGCCACGCACGAGAGAAACACGGUGAAGCUGACGGCAAAGAGUGGCACCCGCAGCAGGCACGCCAGCCGUGUGGGCUCCCCGAAGUAGCAGAAGAGGCUGCUGCAGGUGCAGGCCAGGGACCCCAGCAUGACGAAGCACAUCUUCCCACCCGCAGACUUGACCACGGGUGUGGAGGCAUUGAGGGCAAAGAGGAUAGCCAGUGCCACCAUGAGCAGCAUGAGGAGCGCAGCCAGGGUCAGCAGCACCCAGGAGAGGGGCUCGGACCAGGACAGGAACUCGACAGUACGGAUGAAACAGGCCUCGCUCCCUGCCGGGGCCCACUCGUCCAACCUGCAGUGCUGGCAGCCGUAGGGGUCUGCAGAGGACAUGGGCACCUUGCAUACCUUGGACCCGAGGCGCGGGUGAAGGUGAUGGCGCGGUUCUCGUCCGAUUGCGCCGUGGUGCUCCUGGAGCACCUGGACACGCCGGUGACGCGGUUCCUGCUGAGCCACCCGCCGCUGUCGCGGCUCUUCGAGCCCCAGAAAAAGGAGGAAUCCAGCUUCACGCCGGAGGACGCGGUCCUGGCGUCCGUGGGCAUCGUGAAGUGCAGCCCCGACCGCGGGCUGCUGGUGUCGGAGAGCACGUACCUGGCACUGGAGGAACUUAUCCAGGCCUGCUGUGCGGAAGAUGAAGGUAUCCCUGUGGUGCUGGUAUGUGGCCCAAAAAACACUGGAAAAUCGACAUUCAACAGAUACCUAAUUAACCUGUUACUGAAUCGCCUUCCUGCAGUCGAGUACAUGGAGUGUGACAUAGGCCAGCCAGAAUUCACACCGCCCGGGUGCGUGUCCCUGAGCAGCGUCACGGAGCCCGUGCUGGGUCCCCCCUUCACUCACCAGCAGACGCCCCGUAAGAUGGUGUAUUAUGGGCAGACCAGCUGUGAGCAAGACACGGAGAGGUACCUUGAUGUCAUGAAGUACGUGUUCAGCUGCUACAAGAAGGAAGUGCCUCUAAUUAUCAACACCAUGGGCUGGGUGAAAGGCGAGGGGCUGCUGCUGCUCAUCGAUAUCAUCCGGCUGCUGUCGCCCAGCCACGUUGUUCAGAUGGACGUGUGCGACUGGAAGGCAAUGGCCCCGCUCACCCCCGAGCACGUCCACCUCCAGGCCGGGCUGCACACCAAGGGCAAGCAGCAGCCUAAGUGCAAGCAGCUGGAUGUGGGUGCUGCAGAGAGCUGGAAGUGCUCCGAAGGGGAGGAUGCGUCAGUUCCACAGUACAAGUUGCUCUAUGUCCAUCCAGAAUUCCCUCGGGCAGGAGUGGCAGGUGAAGCGCGAGUGCACAGCGGCAUCCUGCGUGACAUGUCCAUCCUGGGAUACCUGGGGCACCUGCAGUACCCGGACAUCGGGGCGGUGCUCCCGCUGCACAGCCUGGUGCCGUAUCAGGUACCUUUCAGUGCUGUUGCGCUCAGGGUUAUUCACACAGAUGUUGCUCCCACCAACAUCAUGUAUGCAGUGAACGCCAGCUGGGUUGGGCUCUGCUGCAUUCCGGAUGAAGUCAGGUGCCAGACCGACGGACCGGUCCUGCUGACACAGACACCAGUCUGCGACUGCCUGGGCUUUGGAAUUGUUCGAGGAGUUGAUAUGGAGAAGAAGCUUUACCAUAUCCUGACACCGGUGCCUCCAGAGAACCUGAGACUAGUGAAUUGUCUCCUCCUUGGGAACAUUGCUAUCCCUAACUGCGUGCUUGUGGGCCAGCAAGGAAUUGAGGGAGAGAUCCCGUAUGUCACGUCCGAUUACAACUACAGCAUCCUGGGCGCUGGGAAGCUGAGGAAAAAGAAGCAUUUCAAGAGGAAGGAUUUCACCUUCGAGUGUGAUUACACCUGAAUCUUUGGAGCCCUUGGGCCAAAUGUUGUUUGUGUGGACUGGGUAGAGAGCCCAGUGUGGUCACGGGAGCCCUGGGUGCUGCAGAGGCCCUGGGCAGGUGGCCGGGUAGAUGCCACAGCAGGUCUGGCUUUAAUAAUGUUUUGUAUGUUCGGUUUGUAUUUCAGCGUUUUGUAAUAAAUAUCUACGGAAAGCA